Molecule: messenger RNA, 1536 nt
Organism: Schistosoma mattheei
Lineage: Eukaryota; Metazoa; Platyhelminthes; Trematoda; Strigeidida; Schistosomatidae
Source: the annotation of a GenBank genome assembly
AUGACUUCUGAUAUACGAAAUUUCUCUUGCUCAAACAACACACAGAACCCCAUUGCAAAUCAUCGAACCAGCAUACCUCCAGAGUUGAAAACGAUUUCAAGAUUAAAUACAAGUGGCAACUCAUUUGUAUCCAGUACAGAAGAUCAACUACAUACUCAUCAACAAACCUUAGAACACUGGCUUUUGAAUGCUGUGAUCCAUACAUUUGCUAAAUUCUCAUCAAGUCAUAAGUCAUUGGAAUUAUUGACUAGAUUUAUUGGCCUUCCUACAUCACUUGCUUGCGCACUGAGUUAUUAUAUUCCAGAAAGUUUAAAAGCUUUAUCAACUGACGAUAAAUUAAAUCAAGUUUGCUUAGAUCAUUAUUUAUCAUUGCUCAAUUUAUUGGAAACAAAUACACUUAAUAUUGAUACAAUCAAUUCUAAUUUUCAACAUGAUCUAUUCAAAGAUGAUAUUGAAAAUGUUCAAUAUAUUCAUAAUUUAAUUCAACAAUUAUUUAAAACAAAUGAAUUAUUGGAUGAAUUCAAUUCAUUAUUUACAUCUAUUACACAAUUAUUAAAUCUUUAUCUUAAAAAAUCUUCAAAUGAAAGAAUUGGAUUUGAAAAAUAUGAUGAUUUAUGUCUUGUGAUUAAUAUUUAUCAAUUGAUUUAUAACAUAUCUACUAAUACUAUUGUUACUAAUAGUAGUCAUUGUUAUCAUUCUAAUUCAACUAUCAUCUCAUCUAGUACUGGUGUCAACGUUGCCAUUACUACUAGUGGAUUAACAUCAACAACUGGGAUUAUAACAAAUCCUAUUCAAAGUGAUAUUGUACAAUCAAGUUAUAAUUCAAAAAUACAAAACGGAGUUUUACGCAAUUUAGUUCGUGCAUCUGGCACUGUUGCUAAACCUGCAAUACCAGCCCAUCCAAGCAAUCAACCUAUUCCUGUUGUAAAUCAAUCUACUGUAGAUCAAUUAGUUAGCUCGCCUAUUAGUUUAGUGAGUCAUACAGAAACUAUGAUUGAUGAUAAUAGUAUUACCACUGCUGCUGCUGCUACCACUAUUAGUAAUAUGAAAUCUGAUGUAGAUACACAUUCCACUGAUUUUGAUAAAUUAAAAUCUAAUAAUAAUGUUGACAAUUCUUUGAUUUCUAGUAAUAAUACUAUUAAAAAUGUCUACAAUGUAACCAAUGAUGGAACUAAUGAUUUAUUAACUGAUAUUGCUCGUGUUGCAUUCGAUCGUAGUCAUUCCACACCAUGUAAAACUGUUAUUAACAAUGAGGAUAAAUUAUUACAACAACAACAACAGCAAAUAAACACUUCAACGAAUGGUCAUUAUUAUCUAAAUAAGAAAUAUUCUAAAUUAGACGUUGAUAGUAACCCUGUUAAUCAAUCUACUACAACGACAGAAAUAACUACAAUAUCUGACACCACUACUAAUGCUAUUGUUGACGAUGAUAUCCAAUCAUUUAAGCGUAGCUCCCUAUAUGUCACAUUAAUAAGCGCCCAACUCCUUGUCUUUCAAGUAAACUGCAUCGAUUGGCAGUCUGUCACAACCAAAUAA